Messenger RNA from Diaporthe amygdali, 3312 nucleotides. Its product is annotated as glutamate dehydrogenase-1. The record is from RefSeq and is a predicted model, not a curated record. The transcript has 3 exons. Gene Ontology annotation, cellular component: mitochondrion. Gene Ontology annotation, molecular function: L-glutamate dehydrogenase (NAD+) activity. The coding region runs from base 1 to 3312 and encodes 1103 amino acids. NCBI's taxonomy places the organism in Eukaryota, Fungi, Ascomycota, Sordariomycetes, Diaporthales, Diaporthaceae.
AUGGCAGCUGCCACUCUACGGUCGCCCAACACACCGGGCUUGACAAUCAAGACUGACUUCGAGGGUUGUGAUAGCUUUCCAACAUACGUAGAUCCUUUUGAAGAUUCUGACGAAACCUUCAUCGACGAGGCCAGCAUGCCGUCUUCCGCCUCAUCCUCUUCCAGCCCUCUCAACCCCGGCCAGCGGCUGGUUGAGAAGGUCAGGGAAGAUCCAUCGAGACACGCUUCACCUCAACCCACCUCGGUCCAUGUCCCCACCCUUUCCAGGGCCAAUGGCGGCAAUGGCUAUAGAGUGAUGCGGUCGGCCACAGUAGGGUACAUCGCCCCCGAGUUCAAGGGCAAGCCGGAUCAAAUGAAGCAAGUCCGGGAAUUGAUCCUGAAGAAUGACUGGAUCCCUGAGACCCGUGUAGACGCCCAGAUUGCGUGGUUCUACAAUGACCUUGGCAUCGACGAUGUAUACUUCCAGCUCGAGACAACACCUGUCAUCGCAGACCACAUCACUGCCCUUUAUGCUGCCAAGGUGGCAGCCUACUCUCGCAAGGACAAGCGAGAAGAAAUUCGGCUAGAUAUGGAGGCCAGCGACCAUGCCAUCUACAUCGACACCAGCGAGCCUGGAAAGAGUGCCGUUGGAGGGCCUCGUUUCGAAACCAGGUUAGAGAACAAGUACUUGGAUGGUAACCUCACCGACCGUUUCCGCGUGGAGACCUUCCGAUCAUCGGGUGUAUUGGGUGACAAGGCCGAUGCCAAGGCUUCUUUGCGCUGUUACUUCGUCUACCAGUGUCAGUUUGUUGAUCCCAAAGCUGACCCCACCGAAACCCGCCUGGAGGUCAUCAGCGACCGCAUGUUCCUGGCCAAGGCAACAGACAACACGAAGCAGAUGUAUCGCGAGAUCAUCGAGGUCGCCGUCAGCCGGACGGGUCCAGUUAUUGAGGUGUUUGACCAUGCCGGAUCCCAGGAGAAGCGCCUUGUCGUGGCUUUCCGGUCACGCACAGCCAGAGGCAUGUUUAGUGCCCUCUCUGACCUAUACCACUACUAUGGUGUGACAAGUUCCCGGAAGUACGUCGAACAAUUUUCAAAUGGAAUAACAGUCAUGAGUAUAUACCUCAAACCUGCGACAAACCUCAGCGGCAACUACCCGUCUUUCGACCAAUCCAUCCACCAGAUCAUGAAGGAGACGUCGCUCUUGUACUGCAUCCCGCAGAACAAAUUGCACUCUCUCUUCACCUCAGGCCAAUUGAGUCUCCAAGAGGCUAUCUAUGGCCACUGUGUCUGGGUGUUCACCCAGCAUUUCUUGAACCGUCUUGGCUCGGAAUACGUAUCUCUUUCUGAAGCUCUCGAUAUCAGGAAGACUGCGCACCAAGAGAUUCUAUCCAAACUGAAGCGCCGGCUGAGGACUGAGACUUUCACACCCGACUACAUCCUAGAGAUCAUCGCCUCAUUUCCUCAGCUUGUACGAUCUCUGUACGCUUCUUUCGCCAAAGUGCAUCUCAGCGUUGGCCCAGAGUUUGAGCGACACACUAUCGACCCUACACCUGCCGUGGAGAUCCUGUCCGAUGAGCAAUUGAAGGCCCUCAUAACGAGAGAGGUCUCGACCGAUCAUGAGGAAAUGGUCUGGAAUGCGGCUCGGGCUUUCAACAACGCCAUCCUGAAGACCAAUUACUUCACUCCUACCAAGGUCGCCCUCAGCUUCCGCCUGGAUCCGGCCUUCCUGCCUGAGGUCGAAUAUCCCAAACGGCUGUUUGGGAUGUUCCUCGUUAUUUCAGCUGAGUCCCGUGGAUUCCAUCUGCGCUUCAAGGAUGUUGCCCGCGGUGGCAUCCGCAUUGUGAAGUCUCGCAGCAAGGAAGCGUACGCCAUCAACGCUCGUAAUAUGUUUGACGAGAACUACGGCCUGGCCAGUACUCAGCAGCGGAAGAACAAGGACAUUCCUGAAGGUGGCUCAAAGGGUGUGGUCUUGCUGGACCCCAAACAGCAAGACAAGGCUCAGGAAGCAUUCGAGAAAUACAUCGACAGCAUCCUGGAUCUGCUCCUUCCCGCCGAGACCCCCGGGAUCAAGAACCCUAUUGUCGACCUCUACGGCAAGCAGGAAAUCCUGUUCAUGGGUCCUGAUGAGAACACAGCCGAUCUCGUCGACUGGGCAACUGAGCACGCCCGAGCACGUGGUGCCCCCUGGUGGAAAUCGUUCUUCACCGGAAAGUCCCCCAGGCUGGGUGGUAUUCCUCACGACUCCUACGGCAUGACAACACUCAGCGUGCGUGAAUAUGUCAAGGGCAUCUACCGCAAGCUAGAGCUCGACCCAGGCACCGUCAAGAAGAUGCAGACUGGUGGCCCCGAUGGUGAUUUGGGAAGCAACGAGAUCCUGCUCAGCAACGAAAAGUACACUUCGAUCGUUGACGGCUCUGGUGUGCUUGUUGACCCCAACGGGCUCGACAAGCAGGAACUCAUCCGUUUGGCGAAGGAGCGCGUCAUGGUGUCUCACUAUGAUAUGUCCAAACUGUCCAAGGACGGUUACCGAGUGCUCUGUGAUGACUCUAAUAUCACACUGCCCAACGGCGAGUUUAUCGGAAACGGCACAUCCUUCCGCAACACAUAUCACCUCCGCAACACAGGUCUCACAGACAUGUUCGUCCCCUGUGGAGGUCGUCCGGAGUCGAUUGACCUCGUGAGUGUGGGCAAGAUCAUCAAGGAUGGCAAGUCGACAAUCCCAUACAUCGUCGAGGGUGCCAAUCUCUUCAUUACCCAGGACGCCAAGCUGCGUCUCGAAGAGGCCGGCUGCGUUGUCUUUAAGGACGCAAGUGCCAACAAGGGUGGUGUCACCUCGUCUUCCCUGGAAGUCCUGGCAUCUCUCAGCUUUGAUGAAGAGGGCUUCGUCCAGCACAUGUGCCACGAUGCCAGGGGUAACGCGCCGGAAUUUUACCGAUCAUACGUCAAGUCGGUCCAAGACAAAAUUCGCGAGAAUGCCAGACUCGAGUUCGAAGCCAUCUGGCGCGAGCACGAGGAGACCGGACUCUCCCGUUCCGUCCUGUCCGACAAACUGUCUGUCGCCAUCACCGACCUUGACGAGGAGCUGCAACACAGCGAUCUCUGGAAGAACACGCGCAUCCGCAAGGCCGUCCUGCGCGACGCCCUGCCACAGCUCCUGCUGGACAAGAUCGGCCUGGACACUGUCAUUGCACGGGUCCCUGACUCGUAUCUGUGUGCUAUUUUCGGCUCGUACCUGGCCAGUCGAUUCGUUUACGAAUUCGGCAGUCAGCCGAGCCAGUUCGCUUUCUACGACUUCAUGUCGAAGAGGAUGUCCAAGAUCGCUCAGGAUUAG